Aedes aegypti (yellow fever mosquito) is the source of this 4157-nucleotide messenger RNA. It is a transcript of the gene loh, whose product is annotated as A disintegrin and metalloproteinase with thrombospondin motifs 7. The record is from RefSeq and is a predicted model, not a curated record. Gene Ontology annotation, biological process: extracellular matrix organization. The transcript is spliced from 10 exons. Lineage: Eukaryota; Metazoa; Arthropoda; Insecta; Diptera; Culicidae. Gene Ontology annotation, cellular component: extracellular matrix. Gene Ontology annotation, molecular function: metalloendopeptidase activity. Bases 1 to 2958 code for a protein of 985 amino acids.
AUGUCUGCGGCUAAACGAGCGAUUGAUUGCGUCAUGUCUGUAAGGUUGAAAGCAAUUUGUCCCCGGCCAGCAGAUGGAUCCGUGCAGUCGCGCUUAUUAGUGCAUCACACCGAGGACGGCCCGGAAGCAUCUAACGAAAUACCCCUGGUGACAUCUACCGGAGGCAGCAGCGGAGCAUCAGGCGUGACGCAACAGCGAAAUGAUGCCACCGUGACUUCCGGUGGGCGAGGAAAUGAAAGUGAGACGCCAACCGAACGAAUUAAUGCUGUGGCCAAAAUAAAUGAGCCUGGUAGAUCCGGAACGGUGCACGGGAUGAAUAAUGAUCUGCAGCCGUUGCAGGUGGGUGCAACGGGAAGCGGCACUCAUAAAUCAGACCCGGGUCGGGCUGUUGUUGGCGAUAAAAGGAAAUCCUGGCACCAUUCUACCAUAAUUAAUAAUGAAACCACAGAUGAUGAGAACAGUACGUCUUCUUAUGGGGGAAGGGCUGGGUUUGCUACUACUACUGGAGCAACGCCCACGACCACCGCCAUUUCGAAAGUGGCGCUGGAGGGUGCCAAGGUUGACGACCACGACAGGACAAAGGUGGACGGUAAUGUCACCGUAAGGAACGGAUUUGGUCCGUGGAGCAAUUGGACGGCCUGUUCUCGGUCCUGCGGAGGUGGAGUUAAAUCACAACAACGGAAGUGCUGGCGAAGAGAGUACAUCAAUGGGAAGAAAAGCCCCAAACCAGCAGUGGAGAGUCAUGAUUGCAUCGGGAUUGUUAAGCGCUAUCAUUUGUGUAAUGAACAGGACUGCCCAGAUCCAACGGUCGAUUUUCGUGAACAGCAGUGCACUAGUUUCAACAAUCAAACGUUUCAGGACAAGCGAUACAUUUGGGAGGCAUUUAUCAAGGACGAUGCCGAAUGUGAGCUGAACUGUAAACCGAUUGGUAUGCGCUACUUUGCCACACUGAACAAGACCGUUAUCGAUGGUACGCCGUGCAGAAAACCAACCGAGUAUUUCCGGCGCAACAACAGUGGCAGAGGAAUUUGCGUGGAUGGAAUCUGCAAGGCUGUUCACAACAGUGGCGUGAUAUCCGGGACGUUUAUGAAUAAUGGUGCCGUACGGUGUGGCACUUCCGUCUGUCGGCCCGUUUCCGCCAUCUACACCAAGAGCCAGCAGACGAAUGGAUACGUCCUCGUGGCCACCAUCCCGGCGGGUGUGCACAACAUCACCGUGACCGAGCUGCAGAACAGCCAGAACUAUCUUGCUUUGAAAACGGUCGAACAUCAGCGGUUCAUCAUCAACGGUGACUACACCAUAUCGUUGAGCGGGUUUUACCAAGGCGCUGGAACCACUUUCGAAUACCGCCGGGUGGACAGUCUCAACAAUGGGUCCGUCAGUAGUUUCCGCAAAAUCGAGGGCGUCACCGAGUGGAUCACCUCUCCUGGGCCCACCACGGAAGCGAUUGAGCUGUAUGUUCUGUCGCAACAACCGAACCCCGGAAUCAAGUACGAAUAUCUGAUGCCGAUCAAUACGAACCCCAUUCUGGAUUCCGGCGAGGACAACAGAGUUGAUGGUCUUACCAACGAUAUCACCGAGAAGGCCAGCUUCCGAGUGCCGAAGCAACGAAUCAUUUUGAACAAUACGCUGCCGUCGAGUACAACGAAGCCACUUCGCAAACGGAAGUUCCUCUGGAAAGUGAUCGGAUUCGGCGCUUGCAGUAAAUCCUGCGGAGGCGGAGUUCAACAGCCGGUCAUAAAGUGUGUUCGUGAAGCUCCUACUCGAGUGUUCUCUCCCAAGCGCUGCGCUCAUCUUGCGCAACCGGUACUGAACGAUCAUCUACUGCGAUGCAAUACGCAACCUUGUCCGGCUUACUGGAAGCUUUCCGAGUGGAGCGAGUGCAACUGCGAAGAUGUGACCACCGAUGAUGAAGCGUACAAGACUCGCGAAGUCAAAUGCGUUCAGGAGCUGAUAUCCGGUAUCGUCAUUCAGGUGAACAGUGGAGCUUGUAUGGAAGAACAGCCACCGGCGAGUGAGAAAUGCGAGUGCGUAAAGCACCCGAAAUCGCCUGCAAAGGUUAGGAAGCCACCCACCGUUGUCAACCACCACCAUCAUCACCAUAACGGCAACAAUCAUCACAAUGGACAUAACACUCAGAACGACAUGCAAAUUACCAACGGAUACGGCCGUACCAGUUUGGACUCCAGCAGAAUAAGUCAGCAGGUGGAAUCGAAGAAGACCGGCAUUUGGUUGACUGCCGAUUGGAGUCAACGGUGCUCGGCCACGUGCGGCGUUGGACUGCAAACGAGAUCCAUCUUCUGCGAUCGCAGUUCUUCGACCAACUCGGAGCGGUGUGACCUGCGGUUUACCCCGGAUACGACCAGAGAAUGCACCAGCAAUCGAGCGUGCGAAUUUGGUGAAUGGUUUGCCGGACCUUGGGGAUUGUGUUCGGGUGACUGUUUCAACCUGACCAGAUCUCGAACGGUACUGUGCAUUCGCAAUGACAACUUCGCUACCGACUCUGAAUGUGACGACAGCGAACGACCCAUCUCGAUCGAAAACUGCGAUGUGGAAGCGAUUGACGAUUGCAAACCCAGAUGGCACUACUCCGAGUGGAGUGAGUGCACCAAAACUUGCGACGGAGGCAAUCAACGCAGAGUGGUCAAGUGUCUCGAGUUCAACCAGCGCGACAAGAUCAUGCAAGAGUCGGCCAGCUGUCGUUACGCGGACCGCCCGAUGGCGUACCGCGUGUGCAACGAAGAACCCUGCCCCUCGACGUCGACAUCGAGCACUACGGAGGCGUCAUCUAUGGAACCGUACGUGGAACCCCGAGUGGACAUGAUACAGAACGACGGCAGUUGCCGGGACGUAUUUCCGAACUGUAGCUUAGUCAUCAAAGCGAAACUGUGCAGCUAUGCGUACUACAGCCAAGCGUGCUGUCAGACGUGCCGAAAUCGAUCGAACGAGCUGUAUUAGUUGGCAACCUUAGGUAUACCUUCACCGGUGACCGAACAGAGUGAAUACUUAGUGAAUUGUAGCGAUUAGGUUGAGUUUAAGUUAUUUUCUUCGUAGAUGGUAGAAAAUCAUGGUUUCCUAACGAUGCUGCAGAAGAACAAAGCAUUCUAUUCAAAAGUUCGAAACUUUUAAGUUACGUAAAAUCUAUUCAAGUUCUAUUAUACAUUCGAAUCAUAUUAUUUUAUUCUAUUCAGACAUUUCAAAUGAAUGCUUAAAAUGUAGAUAGUAUAUCGUUCCAUGCAAUAAUUCAAUUAUAUUUACCAGUUAUUCAAACUAAAUUAGAAACGAGGUUUCUGCAGAAUCGUUACGGAAACGAAAAUCACCUGUUUCAUGGCAAACGCUAGUAGCAACGUUUGCCGAUCGCAGUAUUUAUACGUUCCGUUGAAAAUUCUUCCAUGAUCUGGAAAAUUGGUCAAAACUGCUCUGAACUACUUUUUGUACAACAAAUCGAAACGUUACAACAAAAGUUUUAUCUUUCGUUGGAGAAAAUAUUUAUCUAUACAUUUAAGCGCUAGACAAAGCUAUAUUUAGGAAUGACUGUGAAGAGUUUAAGCAAAUGAAAAACCCCACGUUUCGAACUCACGUGUUUUGCACUGGUGGAGAGAAAAUUCAAUUCUGCUACGUGUGUUAACCCCACCCCCUUUACUUCUCUCGCCAGGAAACUGUAAACGUAAGGAUUUCCAAAACUGUGGAACUUCGUUCAUAAUUCCCCUGAUCAAAUGGCAAAAGAGGCAGAACAAAAAAAAACCGAACAUUAAUCUCACCGUAGCGUGUAAGUGCCAUUUAAGCAUUAAUGAUCCCUUUUUAAAACUUUCGAAUAGAACACAUUCGAUUCUCCACUUGAUGUACAAUUUCAAGGCAGUCUUAUUGUAGCGUUGUGUUGAGGAGCCAUUAGCUUUUCGCGAGGAGCAUUAACCAUACACUCACAAAGGAGCAUAAUGAUCAAACAAUAUGACACAAAGUAAAAUAUUUUAACGAAGUAUUUUUCCCCUACCGGGGUAGUACUAACAAGUCGUUCUAUUAGACAGAAGGCAUCUAUACGGGCAAACGUGUACCGUUCCGAAGAAUAACAUGGAUAUCCUGUGCCGUUCAAAGAGGACUAUGUUGCUAGCGAUAGAUGUAGAUUGAUCACAUUGUUUUAAUUACAUCUUGAAUCAACA